Fulvia fulva is the source of this 273-nucleotide messenger RNA. RefSeq lists its product as uncharacterized. The coding region runs from base 1 to 273 and encodes 90 amino acids. The record is from RefSeq and is a predicted model, not a curated record. The transcript is spliced from 2 exons. Lineage: Eukaryota; Fungi; Ascomycota; Dothideomycetes; Mycosphaerellales; Mycosphaerellaceae.
AUGCUGAAGGACAACGUUCUCGCCAUCGCCGAUUGCACCAUCUACUUAGCCAUUCCAGGCUUCCAAGAUUACACCGUCGCCGGCCAGGACAUCUUAGCGGUCCCAGAGCAGUGGUCCGCCAACGAAGACUUUUUCGCGUGUGAUGCCGAGUGCCAGCUGGUCCACAUCACCCGGGGCACCGUCUUCGAGGUCCGCUACAAGCAGGCCAACAGCGUCGUCCACUACAGUAAGCUGAGCGACGGAGAGUCCUUCGCGAGUGUUCGGCGGGACUAG